Messenger RNA from Naegleria fowleri, 1209 nucleotides. RefSeq lists its product as uncharacterized. Bases 1 to 1209 code for a protein of 402 amino acids. Gene Ontology annotation, biological process: negative regulation of inflammatory response; lipopolysaccharide catabolic process. Lineage: Eukaryota; Heterolobosea; Eutetramitea; Acrasida; Naegleriidae. Gene Ontology annotation, molecular function: acyloxyacyl hydrolase activity; calcium ion binding. The transcript has a single exon. The record is from RefSeq and is a predicted model, not a curated record.
AUGGUCGAAAAUGAAAUUCACAAACAAGAACCUUAUUUGGAUCAAUUGGCUGAGAAAUUGUGUCGUGUCAUUCCCUCUCAUUAUCAGGAAUAUCAAUUAUUGUGUGAUUUAUUGAUGCAAAAUGGUUUGGAUUUGAUUGUGAAUUUAUUAUUGAAGGAUUAUACGGCGACAGAAAUAUGUGUGGGUUUAAAAAUUGCACAAUGUAAUGGUUGUAUGUUGAAAAAUAGUACCAACACUACUGCCACUUCGAUUAGUACUUCUUCCACCACUUCAACCACUACUACUACUUUUGGCAAUAACAUGAACUCAAAGAGGAUUCGAUCCAAAAUUAUGGAAAAUUCAUUAAAGAGCGAAUAUACCAUGUUCAAGUUGAGACAAGAAUUGGAAUCAUUGACAAGACAGAAUGAGAAAAUGAACAAUCAAGAUGGAAAUGGAUGGUGGAAGGUGUGGAAUGGAAGAAAUUUUUCAAAAUUAUUACCAAAAAUGGUGUUACAAAAAUUUAAUAAUGAUCCACAACGUAUGAUGGAAAAGAGAGCUCGUAUUAAACAUGCACUUCAAACGUGGGUGGUUGCUCUUGUCAUGGCACGUCGAAAAGAAAUGCAAAAAGAUCAGUCACCUUUCAAGAAAAAUGGAUUUUCAGAUUAUGUCACUCCUGUCAGUGAUGAUGAUAAAGAUUUCUUCCCUUCAAAUCACUUUUUGGUGAGAAAUGCAGAUUGGAGAGGAAUGGAUUGUGACGAUUCGAAUCCAAAUAUUAAGCCUGGAAUUUUUGAUUCCAAUCUCAAUAACAGAGACAUGAAUUGUAAUGGAAUUUAUGGAACUGAACCCAAAACAGGAAGGAGUUAUGAAAGUUUGUAUUGUAAUGCAACAGCAACAAGACAAGUCAUCAUGUUUGGUGAUUCUGCAUCAAGUGGUUUUCAUGUUCCUCCUGAAUAUUUAGAUGUUGAUAACAUGACCAAUGUUGGAUUUUUAUUGGAAGAUGAAUUUGAUUGGCCUCAAAAAUGUUGGUCCACAGGAUGGGAUAUUAAAAGUAUUGGAGAGGAUGGAUCGAUUUAUUUGAGAAUGAGACAACGUGAUUUAUGUAUGCAUAGACAAUAUCAAAAUGUUGGACACAAUGGAGGUGAGUAUUUCAAUAAUGAUUAUUCAGAGAGGCCAAUGAUGAUUCUAUAUGUGAUCAAAAUGUUGAUGUGGAUUUGUGUGUGGAAUGACUAA